AUGAGGAAGGCAUGGACCUCGUCGGACCCUCACUCAUUUGGUGAGCAUGACAAAUACUUAACGUGGUGUUCUAUACCACGUACUAUACCAGUGGCGCUGCAUUUGCAUGCAGGGUCGGCUGCCGAGGUGCGCAGCGUAAACUCUAAAGGCUCGGUGCAUGGCAUUGAACUCAAAAAGACGUUCUUGGACGUGAAGCCUCGCUGCAAUUCCCCUUGCACAGGAGCCUAA
Messenger RNA from Bipolaris victoriae FI3, 228 nucleotides. RefSeq lists its product as hypothetical. The record is from RefSeq and is a predicted model, not a curated record. NCBI's taxonomy places the organism in Eukaryota, Fungi, Ascomycota, Dothideomycetes, Pleosporales, Pleosporaceae. The transcript has a single exon. The coding region runs from base 1 to 228 and encodes 75 amino acids.